This is a messenger RNA of Phlebotomus papatasi, 6349 nucleotides long. RefSeq names its product ELKS/Rab6-interacting/CAST family member 1 (gene brp). The transcript has 26 exons. Lineage: Eukaryota; Metazoa; Arthropoda; Insecta; Diptera; Psychodidae. The record is from RefSeq and is a predicted model, not a curated record. Gene Ontology annotation, molecular function: structural constituent of presynaptic active zone. Gene Ontology annotation, biological process: neuromuscular synaptic transmission; regulation of synaptic plasticity; maintenance of presynaptic active zone structure. The coding region runs from base 941 to 6238 and encodes 1765 amino acids. Gene Ontology annotation, cellular component: cytoskeleton of presynaptic active zone.
UCAUUGAUCCUCUCACUUGAAACACUCUUGUGUUGGAAAAGUGCACCAGAAUCAGUUCGUCGUCGUGGAACAAGUGCUUUAGAGUGGCCAAAGAAAAUUUAAGUGAGGCUCUGCUGGAGGUGAAAAAAACCCACAUUUUCACCCCCAAAAGAACACACUAGAGCCCCCAGAUUGAGCCUCCACGGGACAUUUUCCACACCACGGACUCGAAAAAGUGUGUGGAGAACUUUUUUUUCUUCUCCCUCAGUAGCUGGAAGAAAAAAAAAUUUUUGGUGGAAAAAAACUGUGUAAGCUGGAAAAGCUGGGAGUAGUUUUGUGUGGGACAUUGGAGUGUACUUUAAAAAAGAAAAGUGUAUAUAUCUCGUAGAAAAAAAUGGGUAGUGCUUCGUAUAGCCCCAAAAUGGGGUACAAUUUUCUGAGUUAAAAAUAAUGCCACCCCCCCUACCCCCUAAAUUUUAUAGCUUCUGGGCUGGGGGUCAGAAAAAUUCCCACGAAAAGGAAAAACUCGGAAAAUGUGCCUGUGAGUGAAUUUGAAAAGUGCGUGAGCUGAGAAUAAAAAAAUUCUCAGUAUUUGGUGAAUUUGAAAUCCCUGAAACAGUCAGGAAAAGCUCCUUCCGUGAAAGCUCCCCCCUCCGCCUCCCUACAAGAGAAAAAUCACUUUCCCACUAUGGACGACGAUGGACUAUAGCAUUUUCCUCUGAGUCUCUGUUGGAAGAAAAAAAAAUGUUCUAAAGGAUAUCUCAUUGGAGAAGAAAAAGAGAAAAUAAAUCACAAGUGAAGGGAGUGAGGUGGUUUAUAAGUGAAGGAAAAGUACCAGUCGAAGAACAUCGUGAGAAAACAUUAAAUUAAAGAACGAGCAACGUGUGGAUUUUCGGGAGAUAUGCCGCUAGAAAGUCUGACUUCAAUUGCUAAAUAAACCGCGGAUUUUCCGCGGUGUAUUAUGUCUCGAGAAGCCUACACUUCAGCACCGGCCAUCAGUUCUGGCGCACGAAGUCCUGGCCGUUCAACACGCCGCAUCACAGAACUCCCGACAGUUGAUCGUUCACCGUCACGAGAAUACGGUACGAGAGGAAGUCCUAUAGGACGAAACUUACGCUUUUCACGUUCCGGCAAUUCCUUCUUCCCAAUGAAUUACGGUCCUGAAUCUUCCACUUAUCACCACAAUUCCGUUGCAGCAAUGGGCAGCCCAUACUAUCGGGAUAUGGAUGAGCCCACAAGUCCGGCUGGCGGGGGCCACCAUCGCAGCAGGAGCGCCAGCCGGCCACCUAUUUCACACGCCAUGGAUUAUACCCGCACACGCUAUCAAUCCCUGGAUAGGGGAGGCCUUGUGGAUCCCCACGAUCGCGAAUUCAUCCCCAUCCGCGAGCCACGUGAUCGAUCGCGAGAUCGCAGCCUCGAACGCGGAUUGUACCUCGAGGAUGAACUCUAUGGACGUUCAGCAAGACAAAGUCCGAGCACAUUGAAUCUGGCAACUGAUCGCUCCUACCUGGGCGACCUGCAGCACCAAAAUUCGGAUUUGCAGCGAGAAUUGGGUCAGCUGAAACGCGAAUUAGAUCUAACAAAUCAGAAACUAGGCAGCUCGAUGCACAGCAUCAAGACAUUCUGGUCGCCAGAAUUAAAGAAGGAGCGCGCUCUCCGAAAGGAAGAGAGUGCUAAAUAUAGUCUUAUAAAUGAUCAACUAAAGUUGCUGAAUAAUGAAAAUCAGAAACAAGCAAUGCUCGUGAGACAACUUGAAGAGGAACUUCGUAUGCGAAUGCGACAGCCUAGUAUUGAGAUGCAGAAUCAAAUGGAGCAACUUUAUGCUGAAAAUGAGCACCUCACGAGAGAAAUUGCCAUUCUCCGUGACACCAUAAAGGAGUUAGAACUGAGAAUUGAAACACAGAAGCAAACGCUCCAAGCUCGUGAUGAGAGUAUCAAGAAAUUGUUGGAAAUGCUUCAAAGCAAGGGUAUGGGGAAAGAGGAGGAGCGUCAAAUGUUCCAGCAAAUGCAGGCAUUGGCACAGAAACAGCUCGACGAAUUCAGACUAGAAAUUCAGCGUCGUGACCAAGAAAUUAUGGCAAUGGCGGCAAAAAUGAAGACACUGGAGGAGCAACAUCAGGACUAUCAGCGUCAUAUUGCCGUUCUCAAGGAGUCUCUCUGUGCCAAAGAAGAACACUAUAAUAUGCUACAAGCGGAUGUUGAAGAACUACGUGCUCGUUUAGAAGAGAAAAAUCGUUUAAUCGAGAAAAAAACUCAAAACGCUUUACAGGCUGUUCAGGAACGUAAUCGAUCAACAAAUGAACUGGCCGAGCUCAAGGAUCACAUGGAUAUUAAGGACAGAAAAAUCAAUGUCCUCCAGCGAAAGAUUGAAAAUCUUGAAGAUUUACUGAAAGAAAAAGAUAAUCAAGUGGAUAUGGCGAGAGCAAGAUUGUCAGCAAUGCAAGCUCACCAUUGCAGUUCAGAAGGCGCCUUGACAAGUCUCGAAGAGGCCAUUGGUGACAAGGAGAAACAAAUGCAGCAACUCCGAGCGUCCAAAAUUCGAUUUUGCAGCGAUCAACGUGAUCGUGCUGAACAAGAAAAGCACGAGGAACGUGAAUUGCACGAACGUGAGAUAGCUGAGUACAAAAUGAAGAUGCACUCGUUGGAAAGUGAGGUGGAUAAAUUGAAUAUGCGAUUGGAUCGAGCUCUAACUGAGAAAGAACGUCUUGAGGCACGUCUCGAGAAUUCCCAAAGUGAAUUAGGAAAGUCCAAAGCUGAAUUGGAUAAAGCUACAAGUGAGUAUGGUGCUUAUGGACAGGUGGGACGUAGUGGUACUGAAUGGGAAUCUACGAGACAGAGAAUGCAACGUCUUGAGAUGGAAAAUGAACGUCUUCGACAUGAUUUGGAACGAUCCCAGGAUCUUGCUAAAACAUCUUUUCAGACCACCUUUGGCAGGAACACCCUAUCGACAUCCCAAGAGCUCGAUAGGGCUCAGGAGCGUGCUGAUAAGACAUCAGCUGAACUCAGACGAACCCAGGCUGAACUUAGAGUUACUCAGGACGAGCCACAAAAUUUUUCCGACGCAGAGAGGGCUCGAGCUGAGGCAGCUUCGCUCCAGGAAAAACUCGAGAAGAGCCAGGGUGAGGUGUAUAGGCUGAAGGCUAAGUUGGAGAAUGCUCAGGGUGAGCAGGAGAGUCUCCGACAGGAAUUGGAGCGUUCUCAUGGUGGUGUCCAACGCAUUCACGCUGAACGCGAUAAAGCCCUGCUGGAGCUUGAGAAAGCCCGUGAGGAGUUGGAACGCACCCAAGCAACACUGGGCAAGGCACAAUUGCAACAGGAGAAACUGCAAAAUGCUCUGGAUAAGGCACAAAAUGAGGUUGAUCAUCUGCAGGAACGUCUAGACAAGGGUGUUGCGGAAUCUCGGCGUUUGCAAUUGGAGAAGGAGAAGCAAGCCUAUGACUUUGAGAAUCUCCAGUCACAGCUAGACAAAGCACUGGGUCAAGCAUCGAGGAUUCAGAAGGAGCGUGAGACCAUUCAGCUCGAUGCUGAACGCUUCAAGGAUAAGACUGAGAAGAUUCAACUGAACCUGGGACGAUUGCAGAAAGAACGAGAUGCGUUGUUUGAGGAAUGUGAGAAGAACAAGGAAAGGGCUGAAACUACACAGAGUCUCCUACUUAAGAGUCAACGUGACAAGGAUCAGAUUCAGACGGAACUGGAUGUGGUCAAGGAGCGCUGGGAGAAAGCACAUAGUGUUCACCAGAAACUUCAGAUGGAACGCGAUGAUGCUUUCUCUGAAAUUGAGAUUCUCAAGGAGAAACUCGAUAAAUCCCUCUAUGCCAGUCAGAAGUUGAUUGAUGAGAAGGACAAUUCCACCAAGGAGUUCGAGAAGAUGCUUGAGAAGUAUGAUAGAGCACAAAAUGAAAUCUAUAGACUCCAAUCGCGAUGUGAUACGGCCGAAGCGGAUCGGGCUCGUCUCGAAGUUGAGGCUGAAAGAUCAGCAUUGGCCGCCACAAAAGCACGAGAGGACUUGAGAAAACUCCAAGAAGAGACCACGAGACUGCAGGAAGCAUGCGAUAGAGCAGCGAUGCAGCUCACGCGAACCAAAGAACUCGAGGAUAAGGCUCGCGAGGAGUCUGAUUUGACGAGGGAACGCAUGGAUAAGGUACAGGCAGAGCUUAGACGCACACAGGCUGAGAAAGAGCAUCUCCAGGCCGAGGUGGAGAGGUUGACAUACGAAGUGGAUAGAGCACACAACUCCUACACAAAACACACUGCCGCAUUGGAUUCCGCACAAGAGGAAGCCGCCCGUUUCAGCCUUGAGCUUGAGAAGUUGAGGGAUAGAUAUGAGAAGAGCCAGGCGGAAGUUAGACGACUGCAGGAGCUAGAAACGUAUACUCGUGAGUCGCGUCGUUCGAAGGAGGAGAACGAGCGUCUACGAGAUAAGUUGGACAAAGCUAUGAAAGAGCUGGAAACUAUUCGUGGAAAGUCUCAGUACGAAGAGGAGACCUUCCAGAAAAUCCGAGAAAAGCUCGAACAGAGGGAAAAUGAGACGCAGAUUGUCGAGGCAAAAUUGCACGAGGCCACGUUGCAGCUGGAGCUAUCGAAACAGGAAGUGGCCAAGUUGAUUUCCAACCAGGACAAACAGAGGAGCGAACUGGAGAGAGCACAUAUCGAGUGUGAGAAGAUUCGCGAUAAACAUGACAAGCUCAUCAAGGAGGUUGAACGCAUGAGAACUCAUCCUAACGCCAUCUCACCAUCGAUGAUGCCCACCCUUACAGCUGCAGACAAGGGAGAGGUUGAUCGGCUGCGGGAUCGUUUGGAGAAAGCCCUCCAGAGUCGAGAUGCCACAGAAAUGGAAGCCGGAAGGUUGGCUAAGGAGCUAGAAAAAGCCCAAAUGCACCUGGCUAAGCAACAAGAAGCUGCUGAAGCUACAAGGAUUGAGUUUGAAAGGAUGUCAGCGGAAUUGGGACGCGUGCAUGAGCGUCUGGAGCGUGCAGAGGCUGAAAAGGAAUCCCUUCGUCAGUCAGCCCGUAUGUUCGAAAAACAGAACAUGCAAACUAACCAGAUUGAGAAGAAUAUCAUGAAAAUGGAAGCUGAUGCUAAGCAAUUGACAGUGGAGAGGGACCAAUUGGUGAUGCAGUUGGAAAAGAGUCAGGACAUGCUGAUGAAUUUCCAGCAGGAACUCAAUGCCACGGAGCAGGAGCUCCAGAGGCAGCGUGAAGAGAAUAGACGCCUUAUUGGCGCCAUGAAGGGCCAACCACCAAGUUCACAGGAAAUGCAAGCCCUGAAGCAAGAGAUUGCCAUCCUCAAGCAGCGCCUUCAGGAAACUGGCGCUCGUGGGGAUAAUGAGCUAGAGCAGUGGCGUAAAGUUGUGGAACAGGAGAAGAUUCGAGCUGAUGAGGCUGAGAAGAUAGCCACGGAACUUCACAAGAGGGUUCAGAUGCUAGAGAAGCAAUUGCAGCAGCAAAUGAACCAAAUGGCCAAUAUUCAGAAGCAACAGGCUCAGCAAAACGCACAAGUGUCCAGUCAGGAGGUGGAGCAAAUGCGCAAAGACCUCCAGACGGCCACAGUAGAGAGAGAUAGGUUCCAAGCUCAGCUCGAAAUGCUCGUCCAGGAAUUGGAGAAGAGCCAGGUUACAAGUUCUCAAACUCUUUUGGAUUUGCACGAGGCAAACAAGAAAUUGCAGUCAAUGCAGCAGAACAAUGUCCAGAAGGGCGCUCCUGUGGAUGAGGCCCAGAGGAAGCAACUGGAAGCCCAGGCUCGUCAGAUAGAGGAGACUAAGAAACAGAUUGAAGCUCAGGUGAAGACAAUUGAGAAUGAGCGUCGUCUGCUUGAGGAGCAACGUAAAACUGUCGAGAGCAAACGCAAGGAAGUUGAGGAGAAGGAGAAGAAUCUGGCUGAGUUUGAUAGGCAGCUGAAGAAGCGCAAGGAACAAAUGGAUCAACUGGAGAAGUCACUGCAGAAGGCAGGUGGAACUGCAGCAGCUGCCGGUGAGCUCAACAAAAAGUUAACAGAAACCCAACGACAAUUGGACGCAAUCACCAAGCAAUUCGAAGAGGCGAAGGAGGAGGCAAAGAGAGCAGCAACGGAGACAGAGAGACUCCUUCAGCUAGUGGCCAUGAGCCAAGAGGAGCAGAAUGCCAAGGAAAAAACCAUUAUGGAACUACAGCAAGCCCUCAAGAAUGCCCAAGUUAAGAGUCACCACGCACAGCAGCAGCUUGAGGAGCAACGAAAGAAAGAGGAGGCUGGACCGGCUGGUUUUCUCAAGAGCUUUUUCUAAAUUAACCCAAAAAACAAAUUAUAACACAAGAGAAAAAAAAACAGAUAUUAAUCAAGUGCAUAAAGAGUAUUAAACUAAAAAAAAUCAUCAUACCAAAUACUUAAAAAAAUA